AUGGACCUUGACUUGAACCAAUGCGUGGGCGUGUGCAAGCGUCUGCAUCUGGACGUGGCCAUGACAUCGCUUGUCAGCAGAGGCCUGCAUGACUAUGUCAGCCCCGUGAUGGAUCAGUGGAAGCGAUUGAUGACCACACACCAGACCCCAGAGGCACGCGACAAGCGGUUGUACCGGCUGUUGUUGUUUAUUCACUCGGCGUUGUGUGGGCGGCCCUUCUACGGACAGAGUGCGGCGGAAGAUGUACUGCAACACGGACGCCAUCAGUUGUUUGUGGAGUUGUUUCAGCGCGAUACGGCCCAUCAUAUUCUAGCGAGUCUGUUGGCCCUGGAUAGUAAGCAGAGUGGGGUAUCUUGA
This is a messenger RNA of Sphaeroforma arctica JP610, 357 nucleotides long. RefSeq lists its product as hypothetical. Lineage: Eukaryota; Ichthyosporea; Ichthyophonida. The record is from RefSeq and is a predicted model, not a curated record. The transcript is spliced from 3 exons. Bases 1 to 357 code for a protein of 118 amino acids.